AUGGAGUGGGAUGAAAGGGAGCGGCCGAGGGCUGGCGGGCGGCGGCACCAUGUCCCGCUACACGUGCAUGUCCGCGACGAGUGGCUGCUGGUGCCGAGCAGGGACGGCGCGGCCAGCGUGGACUGGCUGGGGCGGGAGGCGCUGCGCCGCUACGCCAAGAACAAGCCGGGCUACGGCUGCCUGAGCGAGGAAGCCGCCUUCAUUGUGCGUCGGUGCCAGGGGCUGGCGCUGCUCGACCCUCACGACGCCCUGGCAGAGGUCCUGGAGAAUAACGACUUCGUGGAAGUGGUGCUGGAGGAUGAUGCCGUGUCCCCGGACUUCAGCCAGUGGAUGCCCGAACACCGGUCUUCCAUCUACCGGGAGCCCGAUGAGGUAAAUGCUCCAUAG
This is a messenger RNA of Amblyraja radiata (thorny skate), 387 nucleotides long. RefSeq names its product histidine ammonia-lyase-like. Bases 1 to 387 code for a protein of 128 amino acids. The transcript has 4 exons. NCBI's taxonomy places the organism in Eukaryota, Metazoa, Chordata, Chondrichthyes, Rajiformes, Rajidae. The record is from RefSeq and is a predicted model, not a curated record.